Molecule: messenger RNA, 1681 nt
Organism: Euleptes europaea (tarantolino)
Lineage: Eukaryota; Metazoa; Chordata; Lepidosauria; Squamata; Sphaerodactylidae
Gene: CEL
Product: carboxyl ester lipase
Exons: 11
Coding region: 2-1681 (559 amino acids)
Biological process (GO): chemical synaptic transmission; neuron cell-cell adhesion; modulation of chemical synaptic transmission
Cellular component (GO): postsynaptic specialization membrane; synapse; cell surface
Molecular function (GO): sterol ester esterase activity; signaling receptor activity; neurexin family protein binding
Source: RefSeq, a predicted model, not a curated record
CAUGGCUCGCUGGGACCUUGUGUACCUAUCCCUCGCCUUCUGCCUGGGGGCAGUGAGGGCUGCAAAGCUGGGCAUCGUGAACACAGAGGGAGGCUUCAUUGAAGGAGUUAAUAAGAAGCUGGGCCUCUUUGGGGAUUAUGUGGAUAUCUUCAAGGGAAUCCCUUUUGCUGCGCCUACGAAGACACUCGAAGACCCCCAGCCUCACCCUGGCUGGCCAGGCACCCUGCAAGCCAAGGAGUACAAGAAUCGCUGCAUGCAGUCCACACUUACCCAGACAGACACACGUGGCAGCGAAGAUUGCCUGUACCUGAAUAUUUGGGUCCCUCAAGGGAAAAAGCAAGUCUCCACCAACUUGCCCGUGAUGAUCUGGAUCUAUGGGGGCGCCUUUCUCUGGGGAGGCGGGCAGGGCGCCAACUUCCUGAAGAACUACCUCUACGACGGGGAGGAGAUUGCCACCCGGGGGAAGGUCAUCGUGGUGACUUUGAACUACCGCCUGGGACCCCUUGGUUUCCUCAGCACUGGAGACGAUAGCCUGCCAGGAAACUACGGGCUCAAAGACCAGCACAUGGGCAUCGCCUGGGUGAAGAGAAACAUCAAGGCUUUUGGAGGAGACCCCGAGAACAUCACCAUCUUCGGGGAGUCAGCGGGGGCAGUCAGCGUCUCAUUGCAGACGCUGUCGCCCUACAACAAAGGCUUGAUCAAACGGGCCAUCAGCCAGAGUGGAGUCGGCCUGUGCACCUGGGCCAUUCAGAAGAACCCCCUUUACUGGGCUACCAAGGUAGCGCAGGUUGUGGGCUGCCCGACACACAACACCACGGCCCUGGCAAACUGCCUGCGGAUCACGGACCCCAAAGCUCUGACGUUGGCCUACCACUUGGACGUGCGCAACCUGCAGUACCCCCUCGUCCAUUACCUGGCCUUUUCCCCGGUGGUCGAUGGAGAUUUCCUCCCAGAUGACCCUGACCAGCUCUUUGCCAACACCGCUGACAUCGACUACAUCGCUGGAGUGAACAACAUGGACGGGCAUUUCUUUGCUGGGCUCGACAUGCCGGCCCUCAACCGCCCCCUGGUGAAGAUCACAGCGGAAGAAGUGUAUCGUGUGGUCCAGGGGCUGACGGUGGAGAAGGGCAUGGCCGCGGCCAACCAAGCCUUCACACUCUACACCCAGGUGUGGAGUGACAGCGUGACCCAGGAAGUCAUGAAAAGGACCGUGGUGGACCUGGAAACCGAUUACAUAUUCCUGGUGCCCACCCAGCGAGCCCUCGACCUCCAUGCUCAAAAUGCGAAGAGUGGCAAGACCUACAGCUACGUCUUCUCCCAGCCAUCUCGAAUGCCAGUGUACCCCAGUUGGGUAGGGGCGGACCACGCCGACGAUCUUCAGUACAUCUUUGGAAAGCCCUUUGCCACACCCCUGGGCUACCGGUCUCAGCACAGGACCGUUUCCAAGGCCAUGAUUGCUUACUGGACCAACUUUGCCAGAACAGGUGACCCGAACAAGGGAGAAUCUGCGGUGCCGAUCGGCUGGGUCCCCUACGAUCCUCAGCAGGGCUACUACCUGGACAUCAACAAGGACAUCAAUUACGACUCCGUGAAGCAGGGCCUGAGAACACCUUACGUGCAAUUCUGGAAUGUCGCCUACCGCAACCUUCCCAAUGCUGAGAACACCACAGAGCUAGAGUAG